AUGGCAAAGCUAGUCGAAAUUUUUGUUUUCGUCAUUUGUUGUGGUGCAAUGAUGCCGCCUGGCGUUGUCCCCGGAGCUGUCCCCGGAGUUAUGGCGAUUGUUAUGCAUGGUGCAGCUGACAAGUUAUGGGACAAUGACCAAUUAAUAGAGACAAUGCAAUUAAAAUUAACGCUGACAAAUUGUGGCACAAUGAAGGACGCAAGAUUGCCUGAUCUGGAAGAGAAUCUGAGGCUUUUCGUAAGAAACACUCUUGAAUUGAUAAAGUGA
Messenger RNA from Loa loa (African eye worm), 267 nucleotides. RefSeq lists its product as hypothetical. The coding region runs from base 1 to 267 and encodes 88 amino acids. The transcript has 3 exons. The record is from RefSeq and is a predicted model, not a curated record. NCBI's taxonomy places the organism in Eukaryota, Metazoa, Nematoda, Chromadorea, Rhabditida, Onchocercidae.